CCUGGCCAUCACGGUCAAGUGAUCGUUCAAUCCAGCCUCGAAUUUUGAGUGACAGCUUCGUGUACAACUGCGUUGACGAAAAUACCAGGACGGGGUCGCCGAGCAUUUUAUUUAUUAUUUCGUUAAUAGACGGCCCAAAACGAUCGCUGUGUUAUCCUUGCGUGAGAAAGACGUAUUGGGCGUAGUUCACCAGGUUCCAAUUUGCCAAUGAUCAAGAUCCAAUUGUGCACGAUCGCAGGGCGUUGAACGCCUUCGAAGGUGACUAGCCCGACUAGGUGCUGCCUGUGGUUCUUUAUUGGAACAAAAAAGUGCUAUUGGACGGUGAAGUGCUGCUUGCUCUUCUGCCCAUUCACCGCAGGAGGUCAAGGCAUCGUUUCGACGCUGCUAGGCAUCACGGCAUGCCGGAGCGGGCAGUAAUACCCAGCUUAGAAGCUGAUUAAUGAGGUCUGUUGGUGACUAGCUCGGAACACGAUGACAAGUGCAUCAUCGCUGCGCUCCAAUUCCCCGCCAGCCAAAGGAUCAACGUCAUCCACGGUAUCAAACGAAAACCAGCACAAUAUGACUGGCGACAAGGUAAAGCCGCAGGACGCAUUGUCAACGUCGAGCGCAGGACCCCUGCCUGCAACCAGCAAUUCAAGCGGCGGCGGAAACGGAAGCGGAACCGAACAAUUCCAAAAGGAACAACACCAGGAGAAACUGCAGACACUCAAGCAACGAAAAUUCGACCUCGAGAAAUUGCUCAAUGAGAAAAAUCUCCUGUUGGAGCAGAUCCAACGUCAAGAGCAGCAAAUUAUCGCUGGCGAUCAUAUAUUCGACAUGAACCUCCUCAAAGGAAACAGCACCGGGAACAUCAUGAAUUUACGCAAGAAAAUCAAUACAACAAGCUUUAAAUUGCCCAACAGCAACAAGGGGAUGAUGUACGCCACUAAAGAGCGUAGCGGAAGUGUGGGUGAUAUGGAGAAAAAACUACGACAAGAGAUCGUUAACACGCAAUCCCAUAAGCUGCCCGCGGUCGAUGUGAACCUCUCAAAAUCCAUGCGAAGCAUGCCCUAUACUGAGUACGACACAGUGGCCAUAUCGGCCGCACAGCAAAAACUGCUCCUCAAACGGCAGCAGCAACUUGACUGUAGCCCGAUGGCGCCUAUCCAACCCAUCAUUGACUUGUCCUCUGCCGAUAUUAACAACUUUAUCAAUAAAAACAAUCAAAAUCUAUCCAUUGCCGUCGACUACAACAAGAAUUCCAGCAUGAAAUUGAUGAACCACUCGCCGACAGGGGUAACUGUGAACCAAUCGCAGCGCUACAGCCCUAUCCCCUUACUGACCGCGUCAAAUAACAAUAGUAUGUGUAUCAAUCGUGCGAAUCCCGCCAGCUACGUGUCGGAGCGAAGGAAUUCUAUAAAAUCCAUGCAGCAGCACAAGAAUUAUCCGUCCCCAAAGCAACACAGACAGGAUGACCGUCUGUCAAUGGUCGUCAACAGUAGUGCUAUCAUUGGAGGCGGCUAUGGUAGUGGUGCUCUGACGAUGCCUGCCAAAAUCAAUCGCAGCGACUACGAUCUCAUCAACUGCAACGUCCUCUCGGCCCAACAUACGAUCUCGACCGGCAUCUAUCCCUAUGAAUCCGACAAUUUCGUCAAACAGGAUGACGGCACAAACGCCGGUUUUAGCAACGACAGUGUAGAUUCCACCACCGCUAUUCACGCCAAUCUUCCAGCUAUAAAUAGCAAUAGGACUUCCUCCAUCCCGCUAGGAAACUCAUUUGUGAACACCAAUAAUAAGGUAGUGAACUGCGAUUCAGCAUUGAUGAUGCGGUUACUGCAGCAAUCUAACUUUGGUCCACACGGCGACUACGAAGAUUCUUUGUACUCCCAUCAGCGAUCGUCCACUUUGAGUGGACGAAAAUCCGCUCAAAUUUCUGCCGACAUGAUGCCUAUGCGACCUCUAACUUCAAUUGAUAUUCAUUCACCACAAACAGUUGGCUUGGGUGGCUAUUGGAAGACGUUGGGAGCAGAACGAAUUUGGUGCACAGUUGACACAAGCUACGACAGUAGUAGUAUGCAACAAAGUAACGCCAAAUUGAAAAAAUCGGCUGCUAUUACACGAACAACGCCGACCAAAUCGAUUUCAUUGGGGAACUUCGAUAUCAUCGGUGGUGAUUAUGUCAGCUGCAAAGAUGAACUGGUCGAUAAAAUUUCAAUAUCAUCCAUGAAUAGUGAAGGGAACAAGAAAAAGGAAAAGCAAUGGUUAGAAACUUCGUUAGAUGGACCACUUGCGACUACAGUUAAAAGCCAACAACCCCCACAGCCGUCCGUAUUCUCAUCUCACAGCAUUGCCGCGGACGUAGCUCUUCCGCCUGGUCGCCCAAAAUUGUCGAACAAUAACAUGCAACCGAUACCAACCAAGCUCAGCGACAAUCUUCCGCAGCAACUAAGACAGACCUCUAAUAAAAUCCUACGCAAUCCACCCCCUAACUGCGGUGUGGAUUUCUACGAAACAGCUAUGCAUCCCUCACACCCCCACUAUCGCCGCAUCACGCCAACAAUAAAAUCCAAAUCACCUCUUCCCGAUAGCAAUACGCCACAAAUAACACCCACAGACGCAUCAACACCUCCCAUAAUGAAAUACCAACCACCUCCUGUGAUCGCAAAUCAUCCACGACUUCCACAGCCACCCCAGAGAUCACCAACACCCCAAUUCGCCACAUCAUCUUCUCCGACACCCGCAAACAACCCCCGCAGUCCGAGCAAUCCCUUAAAUCUUACCCAACACGAUCUUAUACGUAUUGAAUCGCCGAAAAAUAUGACGGUUGUUCAGCAGGCUGUCUUCAUGCCGUAUAAGGAGGUGACGAAACCGUUUGAGAUGUCCGAUUUCUAUAAGUAUUCGACAAAAUUCCGACAAAAGGAUAAGCAAUCGCAACAGGUGCAACAUUCAGAUCAGAUUGCAUCAGCUGGAUCGGGAACGAUACUUCGUCAACAGCAAAUUGAAGUGGAACAGUGAGUAGAGUUCGCUGAUCCCAGAAUUGGGGGGAAACUAAAGACUGAAGCUGUGGAAGUGUUAAAGAAUUAUAAGAAUUUGGAGAUAGAAUUAGUUAUUUUUUUUAGAUUUUAUAUAUUGUCGAAAUAUAUUCAAGUUUAUUGAA
This is a messenger RNA of Hermetia illucens (black soldier fly), 3136 nucleotides long. RefSeq lists its product as uncharacterized. The record is from RefSeq and is a predicted model, not a curated record. The transcript has 6 exons. NCBI's taxonomy places the organism in Eukaryota, Metazoa, Arthropoda, Insecta, Diptera, Stratiomyidae. The coding region runs from base 472 to 2994 and encodes 840 amino acids.